AUGUCUGAAGCCGCUGUUUCUUACGCCGCAUUGAUCUUGGCUGACGCCGAGUUGGAAAUCUCCAAGGACAACCUUUUGUCGCUCACCAAGGCCGCUGGUGCCUCGGUUGACUCCAUCUGGGCCGAAAUCUUCUCCAAGAGUUUGCAGGGUCAAAACUUGAAGGACUUGCUCCUUUCUUUCGGUGCUGCUGGUUCUGCUGCUCCAGCUGCUGGUGCUUCCGCCGCUGCCGUGUCCACUGAGGCCGCUGCUGCUGAGGAGGUUGAAGAGGAGAAGGAGGAAUCCGACGACGACAUGGGAUUCGGUUUGUUCGAUUAA
Kuraishia capsulata CBS 1993 is the source of this 315-nucleotide messenger RNA. RefSeq lists its product as uncharacterized. NCBI's taxonomy places the organism in Eukaryota, Fungi, Ascomycota, Pichiomycetes, Pichiales, Pichiaceae. The record is from RefSeq and is a predicted model, not a curated record. The coding region runs from base 1 to 315 and encodes 104 amino acids. Gene Ontology annotation, molecular function: ribonucleoprotein complex binding; protein kinase activator activity; structural constituent of ribosome. The transcript has 2 exons. Gene Ontology annotation, biological process: cytoplasmic translation; translational elongation. Gene Ontology annotation, cellular component: cytosolic large ribosomal subunit; ribosome.